Molecule: messenger RNA, 3301 nt
Organism: Cynara cardunculus var. scolymus (artichoke)
Lineage: Eukaryota; Viridiplantae; Streptophyta; Magnoliopsida; Asterales; Asteraceae
Product: copper-transporting ATPase RAN1-like
Exons: 9
Coding region: 76-3114 (1012 amino acids)
Biological process (GO): monoatomic cation transport
Cellular component (GO): membrane
Molecular function (GO): ATP binding; ATPase-coupled monoatomic cation transmembrane transporter activity; ATP hydrolysis activity
Source: RefSeq, a predicted model, not a curated record
UCUCUCUCUGUAUAUAUAUACAUAUCUGUGAAUAUAUAUACACAUAGUUGUUUUUUAGUCGUCUGUGGUUUUGCAAUGGCGCCGACCUUCAGAGACAUCCAGCUGACGGGGGCUGGGGGCCGUGAUUCGUUGGCGAUCGAUGUUGGCGGUGAUCUCGAGGAUGUUAGACUGCUGGAUUCUUAUGAAGAUGAGUAUGAUAAUAAUGAUGAUUCAGGUAAAAAAAGUAAAGAGGGUUUAGAGGAAGGGGGUAUGAAGAGAAUUCAGGUGAGAGUUACCGGGAUGACAUGUGCAGCGUGUUCGAGUUCUGUUGAAGGAGCUCUUAUGAGCUUAAAUGGCGUCGUAAGUGCUUCUGUUGCUUUGUUGCAGCAUAAAGCCGAUGUAGUCUUCGAUCCCAAUUUGGUCAAGGAAGAAGAUGUCAAGAAUGCAAUAGAAGAUGCAGGGUUCGAUGCAGAGAUUCUACAAGAACAGAGCACUGCUCGCACAAAGCCACAAGGAACUCUAGUAGGGCAGUUCACAAUUGGCGGCAUGACAUGUGCAGCGUGUGUUAAUUCCGUUGAAGGUAUCUUAAGAAAGCUUCCCGGUGUCAAAAGAGCCAUUGUUGCUCUUUCAACUUCAUUAGGGGAAGUGGAAUACGAUUCUUCCAUAAUAAGCAAGGAGGAAAUCGUCAACGCAAUUGAAGAUGCCGGUUUUGAUGCCUCAUUUGUACAGAGCAGUGAGCAGGACAAAAUUAUUUUAGGAGUUAUUGGGAUAGCAAGCGAGCUGGAUGUGCAGGCAUUAGAAAGUAUUCUUUGCAACUUGAAAGGAGUUAAACAAUUCGGUUUCAACAGGAUAUCGAGAGAAUUAGAUGUUCUUUUUGAUACCGAGAUUCUGGGUCCUAGAUCUUUAGUUGAUGCGCUUGUUAGAGAAAGCUCUGGGAGGUUUCAGAUUCAUGUAAAGAACCCAUAUACAAGAAUGGUAUCCCAAGAUCAGGAAGAAUCAGCAAAUAUGUAUCGACUCUUUACAUCCAGUCUGUUUCUCAGUCUUCCUAUCUUUCUCAUGCGAUUCAUAUGUCCACAUAUACCUCUUCUUUACGCCUUAUUGCUUUGGCGAUGUGGACCAUUCCAAAUGGGCGAUUGGUUGAACUGGAUAUUGGUUUCUCUUGUUCAGUUUGUUAUUGGGAAGCGUUUUUAUAUUGCAGCUUUCAGAGCGUUACGUAAUGGUUCAACAAACAUGGAUGUCUUGGUGGCACUGGGAACCACAGCCUCCUACGUUUAUUCCGUUUAUGCUCUUCUUUACGGUGCAAUCACCGGGUUUUGGUCCCCAACGUACUUUGAAACCAGUGCCAUGUUAAUAACUUUUGUGUUGCUCGGAAAGUACUUGGAAAUUCUUGCAAAAGGGAAAACAUCAGAUGCUAUAAAGAAGCUGGUAGAACUUGUGCCUGCAACAGCUUUGCUACUUGUUAAAGACAAAGAUGGAAAGAAUGUCGGAGAACGGGAAAUAGAUGCUUUACUGAUUCAGCCUGGGGAUGUAUUAAAAGUUCUUCCGGGUACAAAGGUUCCUGUUGAUGGUCAUGUUGUCUGGGGUUCAAGUUAUGUAAACGAAAGUAUGGUUACAGGUGAAUCCGCACCUGUUUUGAAGGAAGCUGAUUCCUUGGUGAUUGGAGGUACAAUAAAUUUUCACGGUUUACUUCAUGUUCGGGCUACCAAAAUUGGUUCCGACACAGUUUUGAGCCAAAUAAUUUCUCUGGUUGAGACCGCACAAAUGUCAAAAGCACCUAUUCAGAAAUUCGCUGAUUAUGUUGCAAGCAUUUUUGUGCCUACGGUUGUGGCUUUGUCGUUUGUGACGUUACUAGGGUGGUAUAUUAGCGGAACCCUUGGAGCUUACCCAGACGACUGGCUGCCUGAAAAUGGAAACCACUUUGUUUUCGCUCUUAUGUUUUCAAUAUCGGUUGUUGUAAUUGCUUGUCCAUGCGCGCUUGGUUUGGCUACCCCAACCGCAGUCAUGGUUGCAACCGGAGUUGGAGCCAAUAAUGGUGUUCUAAUCAAAGGAGGAGACGCAUUAGAGCGGGCCCAGAAGGUUAAGUAUGUGAUUUUUGAUAAAACGGGAACUUUAACUCAGGGUAAAGCCACGGUGACUACCGUCAAAGUAUUCACAGAAAUGGAUCGUGGAGAUUUCCUCAGAUUGCUAGCUUCUGCCGAGGCAAGUAGUGAACAUCCGCUAGCGAAGGCAAUACUGGAAUAUGCUCGCCACUUUAAUUUCUUUGAGAACCCGACUGCAACCGAUGAAUCUCAAAGUCAUAGCAAUGAGUCGGCUAUGUCUGGAUGGCUUCUUGAGGCAACGGAUUUCUCUGCCAUUCCCGGAAGAGGCGUUCAGUGUGAUAUCGACGGCAAGCAGGUUUUGGUUGGUAAUAGAAGUUUGCUAGCGGAAAAAGGGAUCGCCAUUCCAACCAACAUUGAAAAUUUUGUGGUUGAUCUAGAAGAAAACGCAAAGACCGGUAUACUGGUGGCAUAUGAUUCCGUACUGAUUGGUGUGGUGGGAGUGGCGGAUCCGUUGAAGAGAGAGGCGGCAGUGGUGGUGGAAGGCCUUAAGAAAAUGGGUGUUCGACCGAUCAUGGUUACUGGAGAUAAUUGGCGGACCGCCAGAGCUGUCGCAAAGGAGGUGGACAUUCAAGACAUACGGGCGGAAGUGAUGCCGGCUGGAAAAGCAGAUGUUAUCCGUUCAUUUCAAAAAGACGGUAGCAUAGUUGCGAUGGUCGGAGAUGGCAUCAACGACUCCCCUGCCUUGGCGGCGGCCGAUGUCGGCAUAGCAAUCGGAGCAGGAACCGACAUCGCGAUAGAGGCAGCAGAUUACGUUCUGAUGAAAAACAACUUGGAAGAUGUGAUCACAGCCAUUGAUCUCUCGAGAAAGACGUUUACACGUAUCCGACUAAAUUACGUGUUUGCCAUGGCGUACAACGUGAUAUCGAUUCCGAUUGCGGCCGGGGUUUUCUUUCCGUGGUUAAAGAUCAAGUUGCCACCGUGGGUCGCGGGUGCGUGCAUGGCUCUUUCGUCUGUAAGUGUUGUAUGCUCGUCUUUGCUUCUACGUAGAUAUAAAAAACCGAGACUUACUACGAUACUGGAAAUAACCGUAGAGUAGGCAAGUGUAAAAUUACGAAAUGGGGAUUGGGUAUUACAUUGUGAAGAAGGAAACAGAGGGGUAAACGCGUCCCAAUUUUUUGUGUUCUGAUGUAGAUUUAUUCAUUGCUUUAGUUGAUCAUGUAUAAUCCUUCGUCAAUGUAAAUGCAGCUUGGUGGUAAUUACAUAUUAACACAUGUUUAUAUUGU